This is a messenger RNA of Lasiodiplodia theobromae, 1242 nucleotides long. Its product is annotated as Pap2 domain-containing protein. Bases 1 to 1242 code for a protein of 413 amino acids. NCBI's taxonomy places the organism in Eukaryota, Fungi, Ascomycota, Dothideomycetes, Botryosphaeriales, Botryosphaeriaceae. Gene Ontology annotation, molecular function: phosphatidate phosphatase activity. The record is from RefSeq and is a predicted model, not a curated record. The transcript is spliced from 4 exons. Gene Ontology annotation, biological process: phospholipid metabolic process.
AUGCCGUUCAACAUCGCCGCCCUCGGCCUGCCCUCGAAGCGCCUUGUGGCCUCAUACAUUCUCGACUGGAUCGUCAUCAUCGGUAUUGCAGCUGUCGGCGCCGGCUGGAAUGACAUUAAGCCUUACCACCGUCCGUUUUCUUUACUCGAUCUUUCCAUUUCCUUUCCGCACACCGACCCGGAGACCAUCCCCACCUGGUUGCUCGUUGUCGUCGCUCUCGUCGUUCCCGCCGCUGCCAUCUUCUUCGUGGCUUUGGUCUUCGUGCCCGGCCCAACCGCCAACCCUUCGACCCCGAAGACGCUGAUAUGGCGCCGCAAAUUCUGGGAGUGGAACACUGGCUGGAUGGGGCUUGGACUUAGCCUCGCAACUGCCUUUAUGCUUACCCAGGGCUCGAAGCUUCUCUUCGGCAAGCCGCGCCCUGAUCUGCUUGACCGCUGCCAGCCCGACCUUUCUAAGCUCCAAAGUGCCACGACGGGCGGCUAUGGCCAGGAUAUCUCUCCUCGCUGGGUGCUCGUCACUUCCGAGAUCUGCACGCAGACUGACAUGGACAUCCUCAAUGAUGGCUUUAAGAGUUUCCCCAGCGGCCAUGCCUCUUUUGCGUGGUCUGGUCUCCUCUAUCUCUUCCUCUUUCUCUGCUCCAAGUUUGCCAUCGCCAUCCCCUUUCUCCCACCACGCCCCUACUCGGCCAACCCCAACCAUACGGCUCUGGAGCGCGAGCAUCGCCUUUCAUUCCCGCUUCCACUCCACCACCAGAACAGCAGCAAGCGCGCCUCGCUCGACACCAACACCGAAGGCAGCAACCCAGCAGUCGUCCCCAUCCGCAACCAAGCCGCGGCGCCGCCGACCUGGGUGCUCGUGCUCGCGCUGGUGCCGCUGGGCGCCGCCAUCUACAUCACCGCCUCGCGCUUCUUCGACUUCCGCCACCACGGCUUCGACCUCAUCGUCGGCUCGUCGAUCGGCAUCGUCUGCGCCUGGUUCUCGUUCCGCUGGUACCACCUGCCCAUCCGCCAGGGCGCCGGCUGGGCCUGGGGUGCCCGCAGCAGGGAUCGCGCUUUCUGCAUUGGCCUGGGCAUGGGCAGCUACGUCGGAACCGAAGGUUGGGGUAGUGCAAAGGAUGACAGGCAGCCUGUUGGACCGGACCCGGAUCUGGAGCAGGGCGGUGCUGCGGCUGCAGGUAUGACGAGCUUGAAUGGGCCCGGGCUGGAUGGACAGAGGGAUAGUGGGGUUGAGUCGAGUGCGUAA